UGAUCAACAGUUAUGUACACUUUCGUUUAUUUUUAACUAGCGACUCGCCCCGGCUUCGCACGGGUGCAAUGCUGAUACUAAAUAUACUACAGAAUGUCUAUAUAUACAACGUUCACAGCUUUUUUAAUACAAACAUGUUUCUUUAGAGGUUACUCUUGAAAGAGCGACAUAUAAUUGGCCAUGUGAAAAACACUCAACGCUGAAAUCUAAGCCUGCAACGUUGAAGUUUGACAGUGCGAUUUAUUAAUGGUCAUUGCAAAAGAUAUAUUUACCGGAAAUUUUAGGCGUUUAAAUUGGAACGGUAAAUCCGAUGGUAUCAGAGGAAUUCGGGGAAUCAAUACAUCUCCGAAGUCGAAAAGGAAAGGAGACCGAGACUGGAACACCUGAAGACUGCAGCUGAAAUUAGGAAAUGGCUACCGUUGAUAAAAGAAGAGAUGGAAUCUUGCUUGACACUGCCGGGGCUGUUCCAGCACUCGCAGGUGCCUUGCUACACGGACGGCAAGGUGGGCGAGUACCGCAGGAGGCUGCUGCACCUGGAGAGGGAGUACAAGAGCUUCGCGAGGAAGCUGCGCAAGCUGGGCCCGGCCGCCGCGCCGCCGGCGUCGCCGGUGCAGCCCUACCAGCGGAGGCACUCGCGUGCAUCACCGCUGACCUCUGACGCAGCGACAGGCGUGGACGGGGUUCCCAAGAAGUACGACGAAAUCAGGAUACCGGUUUUAGACCUCGAGGGGAACCAACCUGCAUUGGAGCUCCAGACAGACACAGUUUCAGUCGACAGUGGGGGCGUGAAUGCAGAAAUGGCAGACCAGCCACUCACGUUCGACUCAAUCUUAAAGGAAACAGGCAAGGACACAAACACAGAGUGCAAACAACUUAAUCCUUUAGGCAUCGACUACAGUUCAUCUGGAGAAGACGACUGAUGUGUGAAGUUAGUAUAUUUAAUACAAGCCCAGAUUUUCGUGUUCAAUAAUCGGGACUCUCGAAGUGGUUGCUGCAGAUUGCCAAGGCACAUGUGAUAAGAAGGGCUUAGCUGAACAUUUUGUGUUGUGCGAGAAACAAUCCAUAAAACACUGUUUGUGGACAACUUCUCCCCCUCCCCCCUCAUGUUAUCAAUGUGAUAUGUACUGAUAAUUCACUCGUACCACACUAAUGAGUACGUGUGUAUUUAAAUAUGAAAAUAAUAAUAGCACAAGCAACAUGUUGGCAUUGACAGGACAAUCAGCUUUGUGUGUUAUUCUCAAGCAGUACAGGGUGGGUUGUAAGCAGGGCAGUCAAGAGGGAGGGGUAAGGGGGUAGAAUCUCCAGGCCCAGGCACCAGGGCUUCUUGAGUUUCGAGAUUUUUUUUUGACGUGA
Bacillus rossius redtenbacheri is the source of this 1353-nucleotide messenger RNA. RefSeq lists its product as uncharacterized. The coding region runs from base 435 to 920 and encodes 161 amino acids. The transcript has 4 exons. The record is from RefSeq and is a predicted model, not a curated record. Lineage: Eukaryota; Metazoa; Arthropoda; Insecta; Phasmatodea; Bacillidae.